GAGGGGAAAACAGUUUAGCCACGUUAGCUUAGCUCCAUUAACGGUGCUAACGCUACAUCAGCGAUUGAACUACCGAAUUAACGGCAGUCUGGUCGGAACAAAUGAAUCCGGAUGAAACACCGAAGAAUGAGUUAAGACUUCGAAGUGCUACAGCUCUAUAUACCAAAGACACCAUAGCAUCAAACACCAGAGCUCAUGGCAUGUGUGCACCAGCUGAUGAAGGUAGAAAAGCUGUGCAAGUGACCAUGACUCAUCCAUUGGAUCUGGACUCUGACUCUCAGCUUCUGGACUACACAGGACCAAAGGGGCUUCGGUUCGAUGACCAAGGGAUGGUUCUUCCACACAGUAUCCUGGGUAGCUUGGGGGAUUUCAGAAGUUAUCUGGAGGCCAAAGGGGAGACAGACUUGGUGAAGCGAAUACCCAGGUCUUUCAGAGAUCCCCCAUCUAUGGCCACCGAGAAGCAUCACUCAGAUGCUGUGGAAAAGAGAAUCCCUUCAGGUGACAGAAACAUCCAGAGCAAUGCCCUGCAGCACUGGGAUGCACAUAUGAGACUUCGCAGACGGCAGCAGGACGUCUUAUCUGACUUGCUCGACAGGCCAGUCGAAAACUUACUGAUGAACCAAGCCAACCAUUUCAGAGAAACUCAAGAGCAGAGAGAAUUUCUAAACCAUGUCCUGCCGCUCAUCCACUCUGGAUAUGGUUAUCGUGUGGGCAGUGAGUUUUGGAGCCUCCCACAGCGUUAUGGAGAUGAAAUGAGUGGCAUCACAGCCACUCUGACUCAGUCUGAACAGGGCAGAUGGGAACCUGUCACACAUGUAGGACUACCCAACAGCAUACGCCAGGAAACAGGAAUAGUUUGUCCUGAGACUCUGCGUCCAGCUUCUCAGACUUGGGACCAGAGUGUAUACCUGCAACACCAGUUGCAGGAGCUCGCAGGGGUUUUACCGAGCAUCAAAAAGCCGGACAUCAGUGGACUGGAGGUGAUUGGCUCUGGUAAACCGUUCAAUGUUGUCACAGUGUGUUGUAGUCCCCUACUGGAGAAGGAAGACAAAGAGAGGGAGCACAAAGCGAUGAAGAAGGACAUUGAUCCACUGGCACAGUAUGAUGAUGUUCAAGUCGAUGUUCUCAUUCCCUGCUUGAGGUUCUGUGGUCAGCUUGCUAGCUGGACUGGAAACUCAAACAAGAACCAGGGAGAAGUAGGAAUCAGUGCCACUAUACUCUUUGAGGCCCUGACUGGAGAAAUAGCCUCAUCCAGCCUGGAAAUACACAAUGAGGGCAGCGCAGCCAUCUUCUACAGCUGGCAGCAGCUUUGUGUGCCACACAGCUUCCCUCACCUGCGUUCGCAAACAAAUAAGCCGCACUUCUACUUCAAUUCCUCCUCUGGUACACACACACAAACACAAUCAAGCACCUGCUGCUAAACAUUUGUACGUCACACUCUGUUUGGCCAUGUGUCACCACGUCGUAUCAUUCGACCAGUCGGCCUUUUUUGCUCUCCAUUUUGUUUCCCCUCCCAUCUAGGUGUGAUCCGUCCCAGUGAAACCCAGCAGGUUGAGUUUUUGUUUAAAUCAGAUGAGCCAGGUAUCAUCACUGAACUUUGGCAGCUCAACACUCAUCCUGUGCUGCUGCAAGGAGCCUCCAUGCGGGUCACGCUGAGGGGGGUUUCUCUGUACCAAGACAAAACUGCAGACCAGAGGCUUUACAUAGCG
Messenger RNA from Amphiprion ocellaris (clown anemonefish), 1709 nucleotides. It is a transcript of the gene mycbpap, whose product is annotated as mycbp associated protein. The record is from RefSeq and is a predicted model, not a curated record. NCBI's taxonomy places the organism in Eukaryota, Metazoa, Chordata, Actinopteri, Pomacentridae. The transcript is spliced from 10 exons. Bases 102 to 1421 code for a protein of 439 amino acids.